Molecule: messenger RNA, 2426 nt
Organism: Ornithodoros turicata
Lineage: Eukaryota; Metazoa; Arthropoda; Arachnida; Ixodida; Argasidae
Product: protein amalgam-like
Exons: 11
Coding region: 209-1651 (480 amino acids)
Cellular component (GO): neuron projection
Source: RefSeq, a predicted model, not a curated record
ACGAGCAAGCACGCGCGAACUCGAACUCGCAGAGGGCCCAUGUGAUGACAGCGCGUCCUUGCUUGCCGCGUCGGCUGUCAUGUAGCAAACAGCGUGCUAUCAACGAUGUACACGUGAUCAAUAUCAUCCAAUGAGAGAACUUGUUUGAGCGACAGUUACGAAAGUGUUGUGCCGUCGCGAAUGAUUUGAAAAGAAACAGAAAACUUCCAUGUGUCCUGCGCUGACUGUCGGCAGCAGCAUGUUCACAUCUGAACGGUUCGAAAACGUUUUUGUGUUUGUGUUGGUGUGGUGCGCUUUGACGGAUACAAAAGAACUACAUGGUUCAGUCUUCGACGUAGAUCACUACAAGCACAAACACAGAGUUUACGAAGAACCCAGAAUGCGGUCCCACCACCGAGAGAAGGCACACCUGAGUCUCUUUGCUUCCGGCGACCGCUUUCCGACGGUUGGAUCAGACCCCCCUCGGAAGAACCUCUCGUCCUCAUCGAAUUUCGAAAUCUUGCCGGAGUUUUCUGAACCUGUUCCCAACGUUACUGCAAUAAUCGGAAGAUCAGUGAAGCUUCCAUGUGUAGUCAACAACCUCGGCCAGUAUAGGGUUGCCUGGUUGCGAGUGGAAAGCAAGACGAUCCUGACAAUUCACGAAAGCGUCAUCACACGCAACUACCGAGUUCAACUGACGCAGUCGGACGGCAGGCAUUGGGAGCUGGUCAUCAAAAAUGCCCAGGAAUCAGAUCGGGGAGGAUACAUGUGCCAGAUCAACACCGUGCCCAUGCUCAGCCAAAUAGGGUACCUGGACGUCCUUGUUCCACCAGACAUUGUGGGAUCCCAGAGCAGCUCCGACGUUCUUGUUCGAGAAGGGUCCAACGUGACACUGGUCUGUCGAGCGAAGGGCUAUCCCGCACCGCAGAUCACGUGGCGGAGAGAAGAUGGCCAACCACUCUCCGUUGGAAACUGGCAGGCUGCACAGUCCACUAUUGACAAUGUCUCGUACGGAGGAGAAGAGCUUAGCAUUGCCAAAGUGAGUCGGCUACACAUGGGUCCGUACCUCUGUAUUGCCUCUAAUGGAGUCCCAUCACCCGUGAGCAGACGCAUCCUUCUCCAAGUACAUUUUCCACCAAUGAUCUGGAUCCCCAACCAGCUGAUCGGAGCUCCUAUUGGCGGCGUUGUCACCAUGGACUGCAACACGGAAGCGUUUCCAAUGUCCAUCAACUACUGGACGCGCGAGGACGGUGACCUCAUCUCGGACUCAGCAAAGUAUUCUCUGAACCGCACCGAAAACCUCUACAAAGUACACAUGAGCCUCCGGAUUCGUGACGUGGGUCCCGAAGACUUCGGUGCCUAUCGAUGCUUUGCAAAGAAUUCGCUCGGUUCCACAGAAGGAGCUAUUCGGCUUUACGAAAUUCACGUCCCACCUCCAGUGAAAGUAAAGGAACCUUCUACUGCGAGGAUACAAAGUGUAGAAGCAGACGGAAAACUGGAAGUAGCUGGGAGCGAUGGCUCGACCAAGACGCAGAAUUUUCCUCGUCGUCCCAUGGAGCUCGAUCCGGAGGACAAUGAAGAAACAUCAGACUCGAGUACGAUAGACCCGCACAGACGAUGGUGGUUUCUUAUUCUACAAGGCGCGACUCUACUGAUCUGUUCCGGCACAUGAGUUCGGGAACAGAAGACACGUACGUCUGGCAACAGUGCUUGAAGCAGUGGGAGUCGUGCCACCCUUCCUAUCCUUUCUCCGUUCGUGUCAUUUCUUUUCCUUAUUUCUUGUCCCGUCGGUUUCGUAUUCCAGAAGCUACCUUCUCUAAUUGCUCCUUUUGCUCACUGCCAAAAUUCGCGCUCUCCAUAAGCGACUGUUUCUGUUCGCUUGCCCUUCGUACGGCGCUUUGAGUAACGUAACUAUAGGAAUGAAGAACUUAAUUUGCAGUAGUUGCUGAGAUGAUUCAGAUUCCUGAGCACCACACAUAGUUAAGGAAGCCUGACGGCGUAGGAGGAAAGGUUCGUUUUGGAAUACGGGGCUACCAUCCUUUCCCCUUCCCUUGACACCAUACGGCGGCGAAAUGCACAUCGUCGCUGAAGUACCGAAGGAUGACGUAGCCGUCGCUGCAGGAUGCCCCCAUUGGAUUACGCUGAAAAUAGCGAAGCGUGAAGAGACGCUACGCAACCAUGCGUGCUCGUGUCAGGUGGCUGCGAACAGUGUUACCUUUUGAUCUUCCGUCUGUUGAAGCCGAACCUAUAAGUAGUGUUCUUCCUCGGAGGCGGCCUAAAGCGUGUGCCAGGACCCAGGACUCACCUACAAUAUUAGAAGAGAGAAGAAGAAGUAACAAUUGUUAGUUGACCGUGUUACGGAUGAUCUGGGAGGCAAUCAGCUUCUACACGGAGCUGAGUGGGGCCUCUCAGCCGCACUGUAAUUAAAGAGCAUGUGCAAGAUUUUA